AUGUCUUCCCCAGGCCGCCCCGACUCCCCCACUCUCAAUCCUCCGCCAUCCUCCCCUCUCCCCCUCCUGCCUCCCUUCCGCGCUCCCUCAGGGACAUCCAGACCAACAGCAACCGACACAGCGCGGCAGCAAGGCGCCCUGCUUGGUCUUUUGUCAAGCGUUUGUCGGGUGAUUGAAAGCUUAUACCAAGAUCUCCGGUUUCUGGAGAGGAGAUUCGGUGGGGAUCCGGUACGGGUACCGAAGCAGCAGCUGGAAGAGCGCAGGAAGAGGGUGAGGAUUGUAUGGAAAACGGUGGAAAAACACCCCGGGUUGGCGUGGGAGGGAGAGGUGGUGAGGUUGUGCGAGAGGAUGUUGGGGGAUGUUCUGAAAGUAUACCACCCAUUCAUCAAUAACGGAGAGAGCACCACCGCUUUCAUGGUGCCAUGGGGAGAAUACCUUGGGACCUUCACAGGAACUAUCUCGGACGUUGAAGAGGAAGUAGACAAGGCGGUAAAGAAGCUGACCGCGAAUGACCGGAAAACUUCCGGCACAUAUGGUGGCGCCGGCUCGGGAGGAGGAGUGAGGAUAGAAUCGUUGAUGCGGCCACUAGGGUGAUUUCGGUAGGUAGAGUCUACCACAUGGACGACGGAGCAGGCGAUGGUAAGGUUCGGCGGAUGCGGACCGGUGAAGACAAGAG
This is a messenger RNA of Neurospora hispaniola, 676 nucleotides long. RefSeq lists its product as uncharacterized. The record is from RefSeq and is a predicted model, not a curated record. The coding region runs from base 1 to 594 and encodes 197 amino acids. NCBI's taxonomy places the organism in Eukaryota, Fungi, Ascomycota, Sordariomycetes, Sordariales, Sordariaceae. The transcript is spliced from 2 exons.